AUGGCGGCGGCUAAUCCCGUCCGUUUGGCCAACGACUCCGUCGUCCCUUACAACAAUCACGGCGUUCAUCAGGACAUUGUGAAUGGCGAAAAUGCGGAUUACGGAUUAUUCAACUUUAUCCUGUCACUGGACGAAGGCUAUUCUCAGAUCUGCGGCGCCACGCUAGUCAGUUCCACCAGAGCCAUUACUGCGGCGCAUUGUUUAAAAGAAGGUGAAUCUUACUCAGUCGAGGCUGGUCAGCUCAACUUCAAUCGCAACAGCGGACAUGAAUUGUCAAGAGUGGUGAAAGAAUUCAUUAUGCAUCCUUAUUAUGAUCCGGACGAUAACUGGAGAAACGACAUUGCAAUCUUGAAGUUUGACCCCAUCCCAUCCGGUCAAUACAUCGAGCCGAUUCCCAUGAUCACGGACCCCAACGAAGACCUGACAACAAUGAAAUGUUGGACAGCUGGCUGGGGGAAAACAUCCGGAGGCGGUGAUGGCUCGGAUGUGUUGCAGUAUUCAGAAGUAAUUGUGAUGACAAACAGCGAGUGUGAGAAUCAUUGGGAUGACAUUUUCUCCACACAAGUGUGUGUGCAAAAUUUCCAGUAUGACGUGUCAGUGUGUGGGGGUGACAGCGGUGGCCCUUUGACCUGCGAAACAGCCAAUGGCGAGAAACUGGCGGGUGUGACGUCAUGGGCCCAUGAGGACUGCGAGGGAUCGAGCCCAAGUGUGUUUACCAGGGUCUCGGAGUACAAAGACUGGAUUGCCCAAAACCUUUAA
This is a messenger RNA of Liolophura sinensis, 759 nucleotides long. Its product is annotated as trypsin-1-like. Lineage: Eukaryota; Metazoa; Mollusca; Polyplacophora; Chitonida; Chitonidae. Gene Ontology annotation, molecular function: serine-type endopeptidase activity. The record is from RefSeq and is a predicted model, not a curated record. The transcript has 6 exons. Gene Ontology annotation, biological process: proteolysis. Bases 1 to 759 code for a protein of 252 amino acids.